GGGAUUACUUGGUGUCCAUGAUUUUUGGUUUGAAGGUGGAUCAAAAUUGGACUCGUCGAUAAACAUCGAGUUUACUUCCUCUCCAAGUACUGCCAUUACAAAAUGGGAGCUGGAUAGUUUGGUACGACGCCGUAUAACAGAAACCGUUGUCACCACGAUUUCAACCUUAAAAUCAUUAUCUCAAUUAGUCACCGAGAUUCCAAAUAUGGUGGUUUUGGAUCACAUACAAAUAGAGGUUUUAUUGGCAUUAGACAGUCUAAAAAAAUCUUGCGCAAGUAUACAAGCAGAACAGUACGAAGUUGCCUUGCAUCACGCAAAGAAAGCAAUAGAAAGAGCCGAGUCAGCAUUUUUCGAUCCGACAAUGGUGUCAAUGUUGUAUUUCCCUGAUGAACAUAAAUAUGCCAUAUAUAUGCCUUUAUUUGUACCCAUUUCUGUUCCUUUAUUUGUUGCAAUUUUCAGAGAA
This is a messenger RNA of Acaulospora morrowiae, 463 nucleotides long. The record is from the annotation of a GenBank genome assembly. Lineage: Eukaryota; Fungi; Glomeromycota; Glomeromycetes; Diversisporales; Acaulosporaceae.